GGCUCGACGUCGCAGGGGCUAGGCAUAGGGCUGUUUGGCUUCGGGACUUUGAGAGACACGAGAGCUUUGGCCAUGGCUGAAUCUAAUGAUUUCGUUUCGGUUGAUAUGGAGAGGAUCUAUCUCGGUGGAAAGUGACAAUCACAGGCUUCAGGGUUUUGUAAACAUCUCUUCAAAAAGUCCUGCAUUUGACCUCUUAUCUAAGAUACUUGAGGAACCAGACAGAGUGGUCAAGGAGCCAAAGCUAAUUUGGUUAUUGACAAAUUUAAAUUUUAAGAUGCCAUACUGUUUAUUGAUGAAUGCACUUGCUAAGACUGGACAGAUCAAAGAAGCUAAAUCAGUUUUUGAUGAAAUGCUUGAGAAAUGCGUUAGCUCAGCAUUCUGCAGAGGCGGGCUUUUGGAAGAAGCAAAGCAGUUGGCCAAGGAUUUUGAAGCAAGAUAUGACACAUACGACUUGGUGAUGUUUAACACUAUGCUCUGUGCUUACUGCAGAGCGGGCGAUAUGGAGAGCAUAAUGGAAAUGUUAAAGAAAAUGGAUGAAUUAGCUAUCAGUCUUGAUUAUAAUACCUUUCAUAUCCUAAUAAAAUAUUUCUGUAAGGAGAAGUUGUAUUUGCUUGCUUACUGAAUGACAGUGGACAUGCACAAUAAAGGCCAUCAAUUAGAUGAGGUAUGCUUCUUCCUAUUGAUUAAAACCGGCUACACAUUUUUUUCUUUGUUUUUCUGUCCAGAAAUGAGUAGAAAAAACUAUAAUAUAUUUUUCAAUAAACAAGUUAUAUUUUUCCCGCGAUUACGUUUAAUGGGUUUUUCUUGUUACUUCUGUAAUGCCUGUUUGUUUCAUCAGUGGAUGAUCACAUCUGUUACUUUGUACCGUAUCCUUAGAUCACGUCUGACUUUGAGUUUCUCAUUUGUGACGAUAUUUUAACUUGUCCCAUUCCCAGUUGUUUACAUCUUCUAAAUAACAUCAAUAAGUUAGUUUCUGGUUGUUUGUAUUGCAAAUUUAAUUGUCUCUCAUACUCUCGCUCUACCUAUGUUUUGCAAUCCUUAAGCUCUCGUCCUCACUCGCAUUCUCUUGAAAAAUCAUAUUUAA
Humulus lupulus (European hop) is the source of this 1084-nucleotide messenger RNA. RefSeq names its product pentatricopeptide repeat-containing protein At1g10910, chloroplastic-like. The coding region runs from base 86 to 622 and encodes 178 amino acids. The transcript is spliced from 5 exons. The record is from RefSeq and is a predicted model, not a curated record. Gene Ontology annotation, molecular function: protein binding. Lineage: Eukaryota; Viridiplantae; Streptophyta; Magnoliopsida; Rosales; Cannabaceae.